This is a messenger RNA of Aspergillus terreus NIH2624, 780 nucleotides long. RefSeq lists its product as uncharacterized. The coding region runs from base 1 to 780 and encodes 259 amino acids. The transcript is spliced from 2 exons. NCBI's taxonomy places the organism in Eukaryota, Fungi, Ascomycota, Eurotiomycetes, Eurotiales, Aspergillaceae. The record is from RefSeq and is a predicted model, not a curated record.
AUGGUCAACUGGAAAACGCAAGAAUCCACCGACCGUCUCUUCGCCAGCAUCGUCGCCGCCCAUCCCGGCUUAAAGUUGGACUACAACACCAUGGCCGCCAUGUUCGGGCAGGGCGCCACCUACGACGCCAUCGAGGGCCGCUUCCGCCGCUAUCGCAAAAUGGCCGAAGAGCUCAAAGCCGAAGCCCGCGCAAACGGACACACCGACGUUCCCCGCGGCCGCAACACGCCCUCCACCACCCCGCGUACCCCCCGCGGCCCGCGCAGCGGCAUCACCAAGCCCUCCUCCUCCGGCCGGGGCAAACGGGACGCCGUCGCCCGAAAUCUCGCCUCGCCCAGCAAGCGCGGUGCGUCCGCAAAGGGCCGCAGCUUGAUGGACGCCAUCUUCGUGGACGACAAUGACGAGGCGAUCCCCCGGCCGAAGCUGGAGCCCAAGACCGCCGCAGCGGCCAUGCUCGACGCCGACCUCGAAAUCAUCGACACCCCCGCCUCCAUCUCGUCCGCUGCCUCGACCGCCACCACGACUAAGGUCGAGACCCCUGAGAAUGUGCACAGCUUUGCGUCUGUCUUUGGCGCUGUCAAGCUUGAGGACGGUGGCAAUGGGAACGCCGUGUUCGACGAUGGGUCUGUCGCUCCGGCGGCGACCCCUGCGCCGAGCGCGGCCCGCGCCACCGUCGAGCCGGCCAGCAUGCCGCAGGACGUGUUUGGCCUCGAGAACUUCUAUUUUCCCAACCCGCCUGCGGGGUAUGAGCUCGAUGAUAUUUAUGGUGGGGCGGCGUAG